Molecule: messenger RNA, 3094 nt
Organism: Monopterus albus (swamp eel)
Lineage: Eukaryota; Metazoa; Chordata; Actinopteri; Synbranchiformes; Synbranchidae
Gene: ppargc1b
Product: peroxisome proliferator-activated receptor gamma, coactivator 1 beta
Exons: 12
Coding region: 174-2942 (922 amino acids)
Biological process (GO): positive regulation of transcription by RNA polymerase II
Cellular component (GO): nucleus
Molecular function (GO): transcription factor binding; nucleic acid binding
Source: RefSeq, a predicted model, not a curated record
ACCCUCAUUUUGCCGUGGGACCACCUGAACCCAGUGCCUUGACCCCUGGAUGUCCCAGACUACACUUUCUCUUGCUGUGUAUAAACAAUGCGCCCCCUGCAGGCGGCCUUCCUCCACUGCUCCUCCUCCUCCUAUACUCCGCUCUGACUCCACUGCUCCUCAUUCACUAGAAGAUGGCGGACUGCGCUCCACUAUUAGAUGAGGAACUCUCGUCCUUUGUCUUCAGUUACCUGACAGAAAAUUCCUGCAGCCAGUAUGGGGAGGAGGAAGUGUCUUCCGACCGUUUGGACACUGACUUCGCAGACAUUGACCUCUCCCAGCUUGACACCAGCGACUUCGACAGCGUCAGUUGUCUCAGCGAGCUCCAGUGGUGCAAUGAUCAUCCAGCCGAUGGGUCGCCGGCCUCAAUCCGCUGCAGUACAGCAGAUGAGCUCUUUGAGAUAGAAGAGGAGAAUGCGGCUCUGCUCGCCGCUCUGACCGACAGCCUGGAUGGCAUGGUGGAUGCAGAGGUGGGUGGGCUCUCUGUGUUCCCCACCCUGGGGGAGGAGCCUGACCAGGAAGAGGAGGAAGAGGACAGUCUUCCUCUCAGUGCCGAGGACUUCAGCCAGUCCCUGGGGCCCGAGACAGAGGACCCAUCACUACUAAAGAAGCUGUUGCUGACCCCUCCCAACGUGCCCACGGGCAUCGAUGCACAUAAAGAUGGAGUCCACAGCCAUCGCUCUAGCAACAGAAGCCUCCACCUACGGCCGGUCAGACCUCUGGUCAAGAGUGACCUUCCACAGGAGCGAAAGCCCCGUCCAGUGCGUCCAGUGGGCCGUCUGUGCACCGAGCUCCACCGCCACCUCACCACCACCCACAGCACAGAGGACACUCCGGCCCCCGACACAGAGGAUGAUGAAGAGGAUGAAGAAGAGGACGAGGACAGUGAGUUAGAGGAGGAGGAGGAAGGGGAAGAGGAGGAGGAGGAGGAGUCAUCCAGCAGCGAGGUGGAGACUGCUGUCCCUGCUGAGCCAGCCAAGCCUCAGUUCAGCUCAGAGAAAGAACUGCACUCAGUUGUUGAGCUGAUCACAUACAUGCACACCUACUGCCUGCCCAUGCGCAAGCAACAGGGCUGGGAGCGAAAGGACCGUGACCUUCCCAGGCCUCGGGCCCGACCUGAGGCCUCCCGCCCGCCCACCACAAACUCUCACAGCAGAGUUGUCUUGGUGGCCACUCCUGGGACUAGUGGGGCCAUGACUGGGAGGGGAAGCAGUGCCCCCAGGAGGCUCCCGUUUGCAAGGCGAAGGGAGAUGAAGGCCAGCUCCCUUCUCCGUGAGCUUUUGCAGCAGAGCAGCUGUUUUGAUGUGAGCAAGCCUUACAGACUGCACAGCCCACCCUACGGUCACUCCCACACAGGGGUACCUGCUGCUUCUGUCCCUGCUAAGUCGGCCCCCACCCAGUCCCCCAGCUCCACCAGCCCUAAACCUGAGGUUCGUAAAGACUCCUCCUCCCCUGAGAGGAGAAACCUGUCCUCUGAUGUGCCUCAAAGCCUGGAGGAGACCACAGAUGACAGUGGCUCUUUCUCAGUUCGGCGCUCCCGACGUCUGGCCUCGUUCCCUAGCCGCUUUGCCAAGAGGCUACGGCCAGGACGGGCGAGGGAUGGAGAGUGGAAGCACAAAGAGGAGGGGGAGGAAGGACGAACAAGGGACAAACUUUUGCCAACCCAAGCAGGAGGAGGAACCACGACAGGGACAAAGCCAGAGCAGCUAAUGUUGGGUGACAGCAGCGCCGGUACCACAGAGUCGACCAAACCCAGCUGCCACAAUGAAAAGCGAGCCUGCCUCUGUCUGCCUCUGAACCCCAAGUCCACAGGAGAGUCCCAGUUCAGCACCAAGCCUUUUGAGCAGACACUCAGUGUGGAUCUGUGUGGAACAGCAGGUCUCACCCCGCCCACUACCCCACCUCACAAAUCUGUCGAGGACGAGCUCUUCAAGCCAGCAGAGGGAGGAAAAGCUGGUGGAGGAACAGGUGGCUGCAGCAGUGGCGAUGGUGGAGGAAGCGAGUCUGUUCACCCUGCUUCAAACACAAACAACACUAGUGCCACAAAGAGCUCAUCCUGGCUGAGCCGCAGCCACCACCAGCGGAAGCUUCCAGAACAGACCGAGCUGUAUGCCCAGCUACGGCGCAUGGGCCAGGCUGGUGAUGGUGACACCCAUUGUAAAUUUGGUGACCACGACUAUUGUGCACUGAGCCUUGGCGAACGCCGCAAACGCAGUGCAGACAUGUUUGGUGCCAUGUUGCAGGUGCAAAGGAGCAGCGAUGGCCUUGGCACCUCAGCACCUGGAGCAGACGGCAAUCAGGUAUCUGAUGUGAAGGGCAAGGAGGAUGAGGAGACGCUGGUGAUGUCAGAAGGCGCAGAAGCACAGGAGCAGGAGACGACAGUGGUGAUAUCAUCAGACUGCCAGUCAGAAGCAGCCACACCACCAGCCUCAGAGGAAGAGGCAGAGUGCUCAUCAGCAUCUCGCUCACCCUCACCCACCCUCCACCUCUGUCCAGACUCCCCCGCCAGCAAGACAGACUCUAGUGAGAACUCUGAGAUCUGUCCCGACGACAAGCAGAGGAACAAAGCCAAGUCUGAUGAGGACAACUGCCAGGUGUUUUACAUUCACAACCUGCCGAGCAGCGUGACCCAGAACAUGCUGAGGAAACGUUUCCAGGUCUUCGGUAAAGCUGAGGACUGCAAAGUCAUCAUCUGCAACGAGGAGCGCUGUGGGGUGAUAAAGAUUCGCCAGUCGGGAGUUCAAAGACAUUGGAGAGACAGUGGACCUGCGGGCCCGAGGAGACUGACAAGGAAACGCUACAUAGACCUUGAUGAGGCAGGUCCAGGCCCUGUCAAGAGCAAAUAUGAUGCACUGGACUUCGACACUCUGCUGAUGGAGGCCCAGAAGUCCCUGCACCGCUGAUGCCACAAUGCCCGACUGGCCAGCCUUAGUAAACUGCAAGAUCCCUCCGACUACACGGCUCUGCCCUCAGAGAGGCCGCUCAAUACCUCCAUGCAAGGCAACCUCGCAAAAUGUUUACAUUUUUACCAUUGGAAUAAAGUAAUGAUAAAGAC